AUGGAUUCAAGGAAUCCAUAUAGUCAGCGUUCAAGUUAUGUAGGCCUUCUUAACAGUCAACAAGAAAACUUUCCUUAUGGAAGUUUUCCUUCUACUGUGAACUUUGGAGCCUCAGAAAUCCCUCCUUUCAGUUCCCAACAAUCUGAGGCUCCAGGUCAACCUGAAGCCACACUAGUGGAGCGUCGGGAGAGAAGGAAAUGGACCCCAACUGAUGACGAGGUUCUAAUCAGCGCCUGGCUAAACACAUCUAAGGAUGUUGUUGUAGGAAAUGAUCAAAAGUCAGGGACCUUCUGGAAACGAGUAGGAGAAUACUUCGCAACAAGCCCGCAUGGUAGAGAGUUGUCUUUAAAGGGUGAGCAUCUCCAUUGUAAACAGAGGUGGCAGAAAAUCAAUGAUCUGACGAACAAGUUCUGUGCCGCAUACGUUGCUGCAGAGAGACAAAAUUGCAGCGGUCAGAAUGACAAUGACGUUCUAAAGGUGGCUCAUAACUUCUUCUACUCUGAUCACAACUUAAAGUUUAACCUUGAACAUGCGUGGUGUGUGUUGAGGUAUGAGCAGAAAUGGAUAAACCUGAACACUCCUCAAGCUAGUGGCAGUUCAAAGAGAAAAUGUUGUGAGGGUGGUUCCCAAUCUUCAAGCACCACUGUUGGUGACCAUGAGAUCCGGCCUGAAGGUAUCAAGGCUGCAAAAGCAAGAAGGAAUAAUGCUCAAGGGAAGGCUCUUUCUGAUUAUAAGAGCAUGUGGGAGCUGAAGAUGGAAGAUUUGGCGACGAAGGAGAAACUGUCAAAGCUGGCCAUAUUGGAUACUCUCCUUGCUAAAAAGGAACCACUUAGUGAGACUGAAGAAACUGUGAAGAAUAAACUCCUGGCAGAGUAUUUCUAA
Messenger RNA from Brassica oleracea var. oleracea, 882 nucleotides. RefSeq names its product glutathione S-transferase T2-like. Lineage: Eukaryota; Viridiplantae; Streptophyta; Magnoliopsida; Brassicales; Brassicaceae. The coding region runs from base 1 to 882 and encodes 293 amino acids. The record is from RefSeq and is a predicted model, not a curated record. The transcript has a single exon.